Messenger RNA from Adineta ricciae, 891 nucleotides. The record is from the annotation of a GenBank genome assembly. NCBI's taxonomy places the organism in Eukaryota, Metazoa, Rotifera, Eurotatoria, Adinetida, Adinetidae.
AUGAACGUAUCUGCUGAAGCUUUGGCACUUCCACUAAACCAUCAAGAUCACCAUCGUAUACCGAUCAAUUCUGACUCAUCCAUGUUUAUGAGCGCGUCUCCAGUAGCUGUGAGUAACAAGAUAAAAGCCAUUCAAACACGCCGUCCUCGUGUUACUCUGCCAUCCUACUAUGACUUCACUGAUAUUCGACCAAUACAUAUCGGUAAUACGAAUGGAAUGACGAAUUCUUUAACAACAUUUACAAAUGUUUCGCCAGAUAAACUUCAUGAACAUAGUAAAGACUUACGUCUAGGUCGGAUUUUUUCUCGACGUAAUCAACGUCCAUGUUGUCUGUCGAAUACGCCAGCACCCAACCAACAAUCGCUAAUUUGGUCGACUUACAAUUCUCCAAGUAGUUUUCCUAAACAAUCUCAAACUCAUUCUCCAAGUCCUUUAAACAGAGUCACUAAUAGAUCGACAAUUACUAAUAUCCCGGAUAUUAAUCGACGUUCGAGUCGAGCGCAAACAACUUCUCGUCACCCAUCAGCUGAUCAAGAAAAUUCUGCUAUACCAGUUGAAUCUAGACAUAAAUCGUUGUCGAAAACCAAAUCUGCGACACCUAAAAUAUAUCAGCGUACGACGCCAAAAAGUAAAUCUCCGUUUACAACGUCAAAUACGCAACAAACGCAACGAUUAAAUAGUAAUGGUUCGAAACCGUUGAACAAUGACAAUCUGAAUCAGAAUAACAAUAAUACGAAUAUUAUUCCUCUUUGCGAAAGUGAAGAAGACGAUGAAGAUAUUCCAGAUAUCGACGCAGAAUUCGAAGAAUAUCUUCGCAAAGCUAUCGUUAAAUGCGCCGAUUGGCUAAUGAAAUAUGUCAUUGAUAAAAAGUAUGAUGAAAACGUUGAAUAA